AUGUCUUCAGAUAAUGAUCAUUUAUUACAAUUUGUAGCAUUUUCUUCAGCAGUUGAGGCAACAUUUUGGCAUAAUUUAUCCACAAGGAAAAUUGAUUUAUACAAAUUAGAUGAUGCACCGCAAACCAUCUUGGGAUAUUAUUCAACAAGUCAUAGAAUAACUUCUUCUCAACAUACCUCUAGCAAUAAUAACGCUGAAUCAAAUGUUUAUAUUCCGGCUCGCUUAUGUCUUGGAACUGGAGCUUUUGAAGAAGAAUUGAAUAAAGACAAAGAUGAUGAUAAAAAAUAUCUUUCUUUUUCACGUUUGCCUCCAUAUUCUUAUCCUUCAAUUGGUAUAAUAAAAAAUACUAACACAAUUGAAGAAUUUAAACAAUUGGAUAAAAAUUCUUUGUUCAAAGAGACUGCAGAACAAUAUCACUAUUGGUUUGGAUUUCCUGCUUUAUUAACUGAACCACCAUGGGUUAUUUCUAAUAAUGGAAAAGUUGAUAGCAUUGAUCAAGUUUGGGAGCAACAACAAUAUGCUGGAAAUGUAGGAUUUUUCCUUGUUAAAAAACUUGACAACAAAGAAAUUGUAAUUGGUAGUUUAUCAGAUUGGAAUAGUUUCUAUAAAGAAUAUGAUGAAAAUGAGAGGAUGAUUGGAUUUGCUGAUCCAUCAGGUUUACCAACAAACCCUGGAUGGCCGUUACGUAAUUUAUUGGUUCUAGCACGCUAUCAAUGGAAUAUUAAUAAAAUAAAGGUUUUAUGUUAUAGAGAAGUUCCAGGGAAAAAAGAUAUUUCACAAACUCGCAUUCUGACAGUUGAAAUACCCGACACUGCAAAAAUUCUUGAUGCAUGUCCAAAAUCUGUUGGUUGGGAAAAAAACCCACAAGGAAAACUUGGUCAUCGAAUAGCAGAUUUAGCUCCUUUAAUGGAUCCUGAAAGGUUAUUAUAA
Messenger RNA from Entrophospora sp. SA101, 930 nucleotides. The record is from the annotation of a GenBank genome assembly. Lineage: Eukaryota; Fungi; Glomeromycota; Glomeromycetes; Entrophosporales; Entrophosporaceae.